AUGAAGACUUCUAUAUCCUCAGAUGUAUGGGAGAAGAAGAAGGCAUUGAUUGCCAAGUUGUAUAUGGAAGAGGAAUGGCCCUUGAAGCAAGUCAUUAAGCAGAUCCGUACCGAUGAUUUCAAUCCUAGUGAAACCCAACUACGAAGCAGACUGAAGAAAUGGCGGGUAACCAAGCCAUCUCGUCAAACUAGAAAGAAGAGUCUGGCAAGUGAAGCAGAGCCGAAGACGGAGGUCAAGCACAAGCCAUCCACCGUCCAACGCCCAUUGCCAUCAUUACCAACCAGAGAGACAUCAACGUCUCAUGAAUGGCCCAUGAGCCAUCCCAUCUACGGACAACCGUCCGCCCUCCCACGUCCCAUCCCAGACCAAGAUGAGGACCGUAAAUGGAGCCCUCCCAUGACCCAACAACUCACCCCAAGCCCCUCAGGCGAUCACGUCCUCGCCGUAGACCGCACGCCAGCUGUCUCCUAUGACCACAGCCCAACGACGACCUCCUUCGACCAUGCUCACACCUCCCCCGUCACCCAGGGUCUGAUGGUGAAUACCACCUCCGCCAUCGCCCCAAGCUACCCAGCCUACCCGCUCUCUCCUGAAUCAUGCCUGACUAGCCCGGCACCAACCACCACAGCCACAACCCCUGCCGGCGUUAGUUGGUCGCCUCGUGCUGUCUCAGUCGACUACGGUCUCAAUCCGUCUCAGUGGUACUCGCUGCCCUUUGAAGCUAUCACUCCCCCAGCGACUGUUUCGCAGUCGACUGCCCCCAUGACACCUGAAAUUCAGGGCUACCUACCCGGCCAAAACCAGAUGUACCAUCCCCAGUACCAUCACUACCAGGGGACAGAGUACCCGCAUGAGUACAGCGAUAGGAACUGGAAACGUGCGUUGUCAUUGCAGUACGACAUGGCCGGACACCCGGCACGUUCAGAGCAUGAGGGCAAGAACAUGCAGCCGCAUAUCCAGUUCCAACAUAGUCUGCCGUCGAUGUCGCAUUCUCAGAUUGGGCCUCAUUCGGUCAUGUGUGCCCCGAUUAUGCCUUAUAUGGGUCAUGAUCAAGUGCAGAAGCCUCCGGGCAUUGGAUACUAG
Penicillium bovifimosum is the source of this 1083-nucleotide messenger RNA. RefSeq names its product Clr5 domain-containing protein. The coding region runs from base 1 to 1083 and encodes 360 amino acids. The transcript has 2 exons. Lineage: Eukaryota; Fungi; Ascomycota; Eurotiomycetes; Eurotiales; Aspergillaceae. The record is from RefSeq and is a predicted model, not a curated record.